GUUGCUGCUGAUUCAAUAGAGAGACACCCGAUUACAAAUGCUAUUGAUGGAAAGAACACUUGGUGGCAGAGUCCCAGUAUUAAGAAUGGAAUUGAAUACCAUUAUGUGACCAUUACUUUGGAUUUACAGCAGGUGUUCCAGAUUGCGUAUGUGAUUGUGAAAGCAGCUAAUUCUCCUCGGCCUGGAAACUGGAUUUUGGAACGCUCACUCGAUGAUGUUGAAUACAAGCCCUGGCAGUAUCAUGCUGUGACGGAUGCAGAGUGCCUAACCCUCUACAAUAUUUAUCCCCGCACUGGACCACCAUCAUAUGCCAAAGACGAUGAGGUCAUCUGCACUUCAUUUUAUUCCAAGAUACACCCCUUAGAAAAUGGAGAGAUUCACAUCUCUUUGAUCAAUGGAAGACCAAGUGCUGAUGACCCUUCUCCUGAACUGCUAGAGUUUACCUCCGCUCGCUAUAUUCGCCUGAGAUUUCAGAGGAUCCGCACCUUGAAUGCUGAUUUGAUGAUGUUUGCUCACAAGGACCCAAGAGAAAUUGACCCCAUUGUCACCCGAAGAUAUUACUACUCGGUCAAAGAUAUUUCUGUUGGAGGGAUGUGCAUCUGCUAUGGCCAUGCCAGGGCUUGUCCACUUGAUCCAGUGACAAAUAAAUCCCGCUGUGAAUGUGAGCAUAACACAUGUGGUGAUAGCUGUGAUCAGUGCUGUCCAGGAUUCCAUCAGAAACCUUGGCAAGCCGGGACUUUCCUGACUAAAACUGAAUGUGAAGCAUGCAAUUGUCAUGGGAAAGCUGAAGAAUGCUAUUAUGAUGAAAAUGUUGCCAGGAGAAAUAUGAGUUUAAAUAUACAUGGAAAGUACAUUGGAGGAGGUGUAUGCAUCAAUUGUACCCAAAAUACUGCUGGUAUAAACUGUGAGACAUGUAUGGAUGGCUUCUUUAGGCCCAAAGGGGUAUCUGCAAAUUAUCCAAGACCCUGCCAGCCAUGCCAUUGUGAUCCAGUUGGUUCCUUAAAUGAAGCCUGUGUCAAGGAUGAAAAACAUGCUCCACGAGGUCUGGCACCUGGGUCCUGUCAUUGCAAGCCUGGCUUUGGAGGGGUGAGCUGCGAUCGGUGUGCCAGGGGCUACACUGGUUACCCAGACUGUAAACCCUGUAACUGCAGUGGCGAAGGAAGCACAAAUGUGGACCCUUGUUUCGGACCUUGCAACUGCAAGGAAAAUGUUGAAGGUGGAGACUGCAGUCGCUGCAAACCUGGCUUCUUCAAUUUGCAAGAGGAUAAUCCUAAAGGUUGUGACGAGUGUUUCUGUUCUGGGGUUUCCAACAGAUGUCAGAGUUCCUACUGGACCUACGGCAAUAUAUUAGACAUGAGUGGCUGGUAUCUGACUGACAUCUCCGGCCACAUUCGAGUGGCUCCCCAGCAGGACAGCUUCCAUCCACCUCAGCAGAUCAGCAUCAGUAGCGUGGAGGCCCGCGGAGCCCUGCCACAGGACUAUUACUGGAGCGCCCCAGCCCCGUAUCUGGGAAACAAACUCACAGCAGCUGGAGGACAAUUGACGUUCACCGUGUCAUAUGACCUCGAAGAAGAAACAGAAGAAGAUACAGAACAUGUACUCCAGCUUAUGGUUAUUUUAGAGGGAAAGAGCUUGAAAAUCAGCACAGCCCAAGAUGAGGUGUAUCUGCAACCAUCUGAAGAACACGUUAAUGUAUUAUCACUUAAAGAGGAAUCGUUUACCAUACAUGGCAGGAAUGUCCCAGUCAGUAGAAAAGAGUUUAUGACAGUGCUUGCGGAUUUGAAGAGAGUCCUCAUACAAAUCACGUACAGCCUUAGGAUGGAUGCCAUCUUCAGGUUGGGCUCUGUUAGCCUUGAAUCUGCUGUCCCCUAUCCUACUGAUGGGAGCUUUGCAGCAGCUGUGGAAGUUUGUCAGUGUCCACCAGGGUAUACCGGCUCUUCUUGUGAAUUGUGUUGGCCUAGGCACAGACGAGUUAAUGGCACAAUUUUUGGUGGCAUCUGUGAGCCAUGUCAGUGCUUUGGUCAUGCCGAUUCCUGUGAUGACAUCACCGGGGAAUGCCUGCACUGUAAGGAUCACACAGGUGGCCCAUAUUGCAAUAAAUGUCUUCCUGGUUUUUAUGGCGACCCUACUAAAGGAACCUCUGAAGACUGUCAGCCCUGUGCCUGUCCACUCAAUGUCCCAUCCAAUAACUUUAGCCCGACGUGCCAUUUAGACCGAAGUCUCGGAUUGAUCUGUGAUGAAUGCCCUGCCGGGUACACAGGACCCCGCUGUGAGAGGUGCGCAGAAGGCUAUUUUGGACAACCUUCUGUACAUGGAGGAUCAUGUCAGCCAUGCCAAUGCAAUGACAACCUUGACUUCUCCAUCCCUGGCAGCUGUGACAGCUUGUCUGGCUCCUGUCUGAUAUGUAAGCCAGGUACAACAGGCCGGUACUGUGAGCUCUGUGCUGAUGGAUAUUUUGGAGAUGCAGUUCAUGCAAAGAACUGUCAGCCUUGUCGCUGUAAUGCCAAUGGCUCCCUCUCUGAGAUUUGCCACACGAGGACAGGACAGUGUGAAUGCAGACCCAACGUGCAAGGCCGGCGGUGUGAUGAAUGCAAGCCUGAAACCUUUGGUCUACAGUCGGCAAGAGGGUGUGUUCCCUGCAACUGCAAUUCCUUUGGGUCUAAAUCCUUUGACUGUGAAGAGAGCGGUCAAUGUUGGUGUCAGCCUGGAGUAACAGGAAAGAAAUGUGACCGCUGUGCCCAUGGCUAUUUCAACUUCCAAGAAGGAGGAUGCACAGCUUGUGACUGUUCCCAUCUGGGUAAUAAUUGUGACCCAAAGACCGGCCGAUGCAUUUGCCCUCCCAACACCGUUGGAGAGAAAUGUUCUAAAUGUGUCCCUAAUACCUGGGGCCACAGCAUUAUCUCUGGUUGUAAGGCUUGUAACUGCAGCACGGUGGGGUCCUUGGAUUUCCAAUGCAACGUAAACACAGGCCAAUGCAACUGUCAUCCAAAAUUUUCUGGUGCAAAAUGUACAGAGUGCAUUCGAGGUCACUGGAACUACCCUCACUGCAACCCCUGUGACUGCUUCCUGCCCGGGACUGAUGACACGACCUGUGAUCCACAGACUAAAAAAUGCUCCUGUACCAAUCAGAGUGGGCAAUGCACUUGUAAGGUGAAUGUAGAAGGUGUCCACUGUGACAGGUGCCGGCCUGGCAAAUUCGGAUUGGAUGCCAAGAACCCACUUGGCUGCAGCAGCUGCUAUUGCUUCGGCGCGACUACUCAGUGCUCUGAAGCGCAAGGACUGAUCCGUACGUGGGUCACUCUGACGCCUGAGCAGACCAUCCUGCCCCUGGUGGAUGAGGCCCUGCAACACACAACUACCAAAGGCAUCGUGUUCCAAACCCCAGAGAUUGUGGCAGACAUGGAUCUGGUGAGACAAGAUCUCCGCCUGGAACCUUUUUAUUGGAAACUUCCAGAACAAUUUGAAGGAAAAAAGUUGAUGGCCUAUGGCGGGAAACUCAAGUACACCAUCUAUUUUGAGGCUCGAGAAGAGACAGGUUUCUCCACGUACAACCCUCAAGUCAUCAUUCGAGGCGGGACUCCGACUCAUGCUAGAAUUAUCACCAGGCAUGUGGCUGCUCCACUCAUUGGCCAGCUGACAAGGCACGAAAUCGAAAUGACAGAGAAAGAAUGGAAAUAUUAUGGCGAUGAUCCACGAGUCAGUAGAACUGUGACCCGUGAAGAUUACUUGGAUGUACUAUAUGAUAUCCAUUAUAUUCUUAUCAAGGCUACUUAUGGAAAUUUCAUGAGGCAAAGCAGGACCUUUCCACCAAUAGGAAAGCUUAAAAAACUCAAAAGACAAAAUAGUGAAUGCAGACUUUCCUUCUUACGCAUGCACACCUCUCAGGACACACUUUACCGCUUCCGUUGCACAUGGAAGACCCUAAGAUUCUGUUUUCAGACAUGCACACCAGGAUUUUAUCGACAGCGUUCUGAGCUGGGUGGUCGCACCCCUGGGCCAACCCUGGGCACCUGUGUCCCAUGCAACUGUAAUGGACACAGCAGUCUCUGUGACCCUGAAACCUCCAUAUGCCAGAAUUGCCAGCAUAACACUGCUGGUGACUACUGUGAAAGAUGCGCUCUCGGGUACUACGGAAUUGUCAAGGGAUUGCCAAGUGACUGUCAGCAAUGUGCUUGCCCCCUGAUUUCUUCCAGCAACAAUUUCAGCCCAUCUUGUGUCAUGGAAGGACUCGAUGAUUACCGCUGCACAGCUUGUCCACAUGGAUACGAGGGCCAGUACUGUGAACGGUGUGCUCCCGGCUAUACUGGCAGCCCAAGCAGCCCCGGAGGCUCCUGCCAAGAAUGUGAGUGCGACCCCUAUGGCGCAAUGCCUGUUCCCUGUGACCCUGUCACAGGAGUCUGCACCUGUCGACCCGGAGCCACGGGGCAGAAGUGUGACGGCUGCGAGCACUGGCAUGCGCGCGAGGGCAUGGAGUGUGUUUUUUGCGGAGAUGAAUGCACGGGCCUGCUUCUCGGUGACUUGGCUCGUCUGGAGCAGAUGGCCCUGAGCAUCAACCUCACUGGCCCAUUGCCUGCUCCAUAUAAAAUUCUGUAUGGCCUUGAAAAUAGGACUCAGGAACUAAAGCACUUGCUUUCACCUCAGAGGGCCCCAGAGAGGCUCAUUCAGUUGGCGGAGGGCAACCUGAAUACGCUUGUGACAGAAAUGAAUGAGCUUCUGACCAGGGCUACCAAAGUGACGGCAGAUGGUGAACAAACUGGACAGGAUGCGGAGCGGACCAAUACAAGAGCAAACUCCUUAGGAGAAUUCAUUAAGGAACUUGCCCAGGAUGCCGAAGCUGUAAAUGAAAAAGCUGUAAAACUAAAUGAAACUCUAGGAAUUCAAGACAAGGCCUUUGAGAGAAAUUUGCAAGCGCUUCAGAAAGAGAUUGAUCAGAUGAUGAGAGAAUUGAGGAGGAAAAAUCUAGACCCACAGAAAGAAGUUGCUGAAGAUGAGUUGGUAGCUGCAGAAGGCCUGCUGAAGAAAGUGAAGAAGCUGUUUGGAGAGUCCCGAGAGAAAAAUGAAGAAAUGGAAAAGGAUCUCCGGGAGAAACUGGCAGACCACAAAAACAAGCUUGAUGAGGCUUGGGACCUGUUGAGAGAAGCUACAGAUAAAACCAGAGAAGCUAAUCGCUUAUCCACAGCAAACCAGAAAAACAUGACUGAUUUGGAAAAAAAGAAAGAGGCUCUUGAAAGUGGCAAACGGCAGACUGAGAAUACUUUAAAAGAAGGCAAUGACAUACUUGAUGAAGCUAACCGUCUCGCAAAUGAAAUCAACUCAGUCAUAGACUAUGUUGAAGACAUUCAAACUAAAUUGCCACCCAUGUCUGAAGAGCUGAAAGAUAAAAUAGAUGAACUCUCCCAAGAAAUAAAAGACAGGAACCUUGCUGAGAGGGUGUCCCAGGCUGAGAGCCACGCGGCUCAGUUGAAUGACUCAUCUGCAGUCCUUGAUGGAAUCCUUGAUGAGGCUAAAAACAUCUCCUUCAAUGCCACUGCAGCCUUCAAAGCUUACAGCAAUAUUAAGGACUAUAUCGAUGAAGCUGACAAAAUUGCCAAAGAAGCCAAAGGUCUUGCACAAGAAGCUACAAAACUGGCGACAGGUCCUCAGGGUUUAUUAAAGGAAGGUGCCAAAGGCUCUCUUCAGAAAAGCUUUGGGAUUCUUAACGAAGCCAAGAAGUUAGCAAACGAUGUAAAAGAAAAUGAUGACCGUCUGAAUGGCUUGAAAACCAAAAUAGAAAAUGCCGAUGUUAGAAAUGGUGACCUUACGAGAGCUCUGAAUGACACUUUGGGAAAGUUAUCAGCAAUUCCAAAUGACACAGCCGCUAAACUGCAAGCCGUUAAGGACAAAGCAAGACAAGCCAACGACACAGCAAAAGACGUACUGGCACAGAUUAAAGAUCUCCACCAGAACCUUGAUGGUCUGAAGAAAAAUUACAAUCAACUAGCAGACAGCGUAGCCAAAACAAAUGCUUUAGUAAAAGAUCCUUCGAAAAACAAAAUCAUUGCAGAUGCAGACGCCACUGUGAAAAAUCUUGAACAAGAAGCUGAUCGACUGAUAGAUAAACUCAAACCUCUCAAGGAACUUGAGGAUAACCUGAAGAAAAACAUCUCUGAGAUAAAGGAGCUCAUCAAUCAAGCCCGGAAACAAGCCAAUUCUGUCGACUUUCUGGCUAUCGAAAUGCGUAAAGGCAAAGUAAGCUUCCUCUGGGAUGUUGGGUCUGGAGUUGGACGUGUAGAAUAUCCAGAUUUGACUAUUGAUGACUCAUAUUGGUACCGCAUUGAGGCAUCAAGUCCUCAGGUGGAAGAUAGUGAAGGGACUAUUCAGUUUGAUGGAGAAGGCUAUGCAUUGGUCAGCCGCCCCAUUCGCUGGUACCCCAACAUCUCUACAGUCAUGUUCAAGUUCAGGACAUUUUCUUCAAGUGCUCUCCUGAUGUACCUUGCCACGCGAGACCUGAAAGAUUUCAUGAGUGUGGAGCUCACUGAUGGGCACAUAAAAGUCAGCUAUGAUCUGGGUUCAGGAAUGGCUUCCGUUGUUAGCAAUCAAAACCAUAAUGACGGAAAAUGGAAAUCAUUCACCCUCUCAAGAAUUCAAAAACAAGCCAACAUAUCAAUUGUAGAUAUAGAUACUAACCAGGAGGAGAACAUAGCAACUUCAUCUUCUGGAAACAACUUUGGUCUUGACUUGAAAGCAGAUGACAAAAUAUAUUUUGGUGGUCUGCCAACACUGAGAAACUUGAGUAUGAAAGCAAGGCCAGAAGUAAAUUUGAAGAAGUAUUCUGGCUGCCUCAAAGAUAUUGAAAUUUCAAGAACCCCAUAUAAUAUACUCAGUAGCCCUGAUUAUGUUGGUGUUACCAAAGGAUGUUCACUGGAGAACGUUUACACAGUUAGCUUCCCCAAGCCAGGUUUUGUGGAGCUGUCCCCUGUGCCAAUUGGUGUGGGAACAGAAAUCAACCUGUCCUUCAGCACCAAGAAUGAAUCUGGGAUUAUUCUCUUGGGCAGUGGAGGGACACCAGCACCACCCAGGAGAAAACGAAGGCAAACUGGACAGGCCUAUUAUGCGAUAUUCCUGAACAAGGGCCGUCUGGAAGUGCAUCUCUCCACAGGCGGGCGAACAAUGAGGAAAAUUGUUGUCAAGCCAGAGCCAAGCCUGUUUCACGACGGGAGGGAACAUUCCGUUCACGUAGAGAGAACUAGAGGCAUCUUUACUGUUCAAGUCGAUGAAGACAGAAGGCAUAUGCAAAACCUGACAGUAGAACAGGCGAUUGAAGUCAAAAAGCUUUUCGUUGGGGGUGCUCCACCUGAAUUUCAACCUUCCCCACUCAGAAAUAUCCCUCCUUUUGCAGGCUGUAUAUGGAACCUUGUUAUUAACUCUGUCCCCAUGGACUUUGCACAGCCCGUAUCCUUCAAAAAUGCAGACAUUGGUCGCUGUACCCAUCCGAAACCCCAUGAGCGUGAAGAUGGAGCUGUCCCAGCUGAAAUCGUUAUCCAGCCUCAGCCAGUUCCCACCCCAGCCUUCCCAACACCCACCCUGGUGGCACAUGGUCCUUGUGCUGCUGAAUCCGAACCAGCUCUUUUGAUCAGGAGCAAGCAGUUCGGACUCUCAAAAAACAGUCACAUUGCAAUUGCAUUUGANUCUUUGCUUUUAUUUCACAGCCUCACAAUUGAAUUUGAAGUGCGAACCGAAGCUGAUUCAGGCUUGCUUUUCUACAUGGCUCGGAUCAAUCAUGCUGAUUUUGCUACUGUUCAACUGAGAAAUGGAUUUCCCUACUUCAGAUAUGACUUGGGAAGUGGUGACACCAACACCAUGAUCCCCACCAAAAUCAAUGAUGGCCAGUGGCACAAGAUUAAAAUUAUGCGAGUUAAGCAAGAAGGAAUUCUUUACGUAGAUGAUGCCUCCAACAGAACCAUCAGUCCCAAGAAUGCUGAUAUCCUGGAUGUUGUGGGAAUGUUGUAUGUUGGUGGGCUACCCAUCAACUACACUACCCGAAGAAUUGGUCCAGUGACCUACAGCAUUGAGGGCUGCAUCAGGAAUCUGCAGAUGGCAGAGGCCCCUGUUGAUCUGGAUCAGCCAACCUCCAGCUUCCAUGUUGGGACAUGUUUUGCAAAUGCUCAGAAAGGAACCUAUUUUGAUGGAACAGGUUUUGCCAAAGCAGUUGGUGGGUUCAAAGUGGGAUUGGACCUUCUUGUUGAAUUUGAAUUCCGUACAACUAGAACCACUGGAGUUCUUCUGGGAAUCAGCAGCCAGAAAAUGGAUGGAAUGGGUAUUGAAAUGAUUGAUGAAAAGAUUAUGUUUCAUGUGGACAAUGGCGCCGGCCGAUUCACUGCUGUCUAUGAUGCUGGGAUCCCAGGACAUGUGUGUGACGGACAAUGGCAUCAAGUCACGGCCAACAAGAUCAAGCACCGCAUUGUGCUGACGGUAGAUGGGAACCAGGUGGAAGCCCAGAGCCCAAACCCAGCAUCUACCUCAGCUGACACCAAUGACCCUGUGUUUGUUGGAGGUUUCCCAGAUGGCCUCAACCAGUUCGGCCUGACAACCAACAUCCCGUUCAGAGGCUGCAUCAGAUCUCUAAGGCUCACCAAAGGCACCGGCAAGCCACUGGAAGUUAAUUUUGCCAAGGCCCUGGAACUAAGGGGCGUUCAACCUGUAUCAUGCCCAGCCAAAUAAUAAAAAUAAGUUUAACCCCAAGAAGGGUUCUUCGGAACAAGUAUAGCAAGUAAAACAAAUAUAUUUACCUGUGUAUGUUAUUAAAACUAAUUUGUGCAUGUAUAAUGAAUUCUUUCUGUAUUCAGACGGUGCUAAUUCAGAUCCCAGACUGAAUUUUAAUUCAAGUUCUUUCUCAAGACCAUGAAUAUUAAACCAACUAUUUCAUUCUAA
Molecule: messenger RNA, 8910 nt
Organism: Hipposideros armiger (great roundleaf bat)
Lineage: Eukaryota; Metazoa; Chordata; Mammalia; Chiroptera; Hipposideridae
Gene: LAMA2
Product: laminin subunit alpha 2
Exons: 61
Biological process (GO): regulation of embryonic development; regulation of cell migration; regulation of cell adhesion
Cellular component (GO): basement membrane
Molecular function (GO): signaling receptor binding; extracellular matrix structural constituent
Source: RefSeq, a predicted model, not a curated record